CGCCUCCGUCCGGGCUGCGGCCCCUGCCGGUUACAUAACUCGUUUCGGGUUCCGCGCGGCCCCACUUUUCGGCAGCCCACGACCCCAGGAUGCUUUGAGCCCCACGACGGCGUCCGCUGCCGCCGGCUCCCCUCCGAGGUGUGAAUGACAGAGGUGGUGCCAUCCAGCGCCCUCAGCGAGGUCAGCCUACGCCUCCUCUGCCACGAUGACAUAGACACCGUGAAGCAUCUGUGCGGUGACUGGUUCCCCAUCGAGUACCCAGACUCAUGGUAUCGUGAUAUCACCUCCAACAAGAAGUUCUUUUCCCUUGCCGCAACCUACAGGGGCGCCAUCGUGGGAAUGAUAGUAGCCGAGAUAAAAAGUAGGAGCAAGAUACACAAGGAGGAUGGAGAUAUUCUAGCCUCCAACUUCUCUGUUGACACCCAGGUUGCGUACAUUCUAAGUCUGGGAGUAGUGAAGGAGUUCAGGAAGCAUGGCAUAGGUUCCCUUUUACUUGAGAGUUUGAAGGAUCACAUAUCAACCACCGCCCAGGACCACUGCAAAGCCAUCUACCUGCACGUCCUCACCACCAACAACACAGCAAUAAACUUCUAUGAAAACAGAGACUUUAAGCAACAUCACUAUCUCCCCUAUUACUACUCCAUCCGAGGGGUCCUCAAAGAUGGCUUCACCUAUGUGCUCUACAUCAACGGCGGUCACCCUCCCUGGACAAUCCUGGACUACAUCCAACACCUGGGCUCCGCGCUAGCAAACCUGAGCCCUUGCUCCAUCCCGCACAGGAUCUACCGUCAGGCCCACAGCCUGCUCUGCAGCUUCCUGCCGUGGUCUGGCAUCUCCAGCAAGGGCGGCAUUGCCUACAGCCGGACCAUGUGAUGCCAGCUGGGCGACCGCCAGCAGGCCCCGCCCUUCGGCACCCCGCAGAACCCGCCUUCCUGGCUGUCGGACUUCUGUCUUCUGCAGAGGAGCCGGUGACCCCUGGCCGGGCCCGCUGGCCUGCCCCAGCUGCCGGCGGGGUGCUACGCAGGCUCGGAGCAGAGCAUCGUGGGCACACCUGGACUCUGACAGGAAUGCAUUCACAUGGUUCAAAAAUGGAGAAGGCACCAAAAGAUGAAGCUGCUCCUCCCGCUGGCCCCAACCACUCAGCUGCCCUCCUUCCGCAUCGUCCCACGCGCCAGGUCUGCUUUGGCAGCAGCCGCUUGGGGCAGGGGCCUGGUAAACCAGAGCUCUGCUCAGGUGCGCCCACUUCUGAGGUCAUGAGUGCCACAGAGAGCGAUCUCUCAGACCUCCGAGCCACAAGGGGUCACACGGACUGCCAGGCCCACACCCUGGUGCUUGGACGCAGCCCAGAGCACGUGGGUGCUGGGGGACUCAUGAGGAGGCACUGCACGACCACCUGGGCUGGAUUCCCCCCAUCUGUGCCUUGAUCUGUGUGCAGACUGGGAGGGACUCCGGGCCUGGAGGGCUCGUGCUCCAGGCUAGAGCAGGACAUCUCCCUGGGGGCCUUCACCCCUGCUCCCCUCUUCUUUCCCACAGGCUCUUCCAGCCCUCUUUCCUUUUCUGGUAACCUCCGGAAACCUCCGCCUCUGCCUGCGUGCGCCCUGGUCCCGCCUUCAUGCGCGUGCGCCAGCCCCACUGGCCGGCUGGGCUGUGGCGGCGUUCACUGUGGUCUGUUUCCUCCUCUGAUCCCUCCCCCUCCACUGCUGGUUCCUUCUAGCUCCUUCCUCUAGAGCCGGAAUGAACUUUUAUUGGAAGGGAGGAACCCAGGUGUUAGGGACAGACCUCACCUAAAGACAGGGGAGCCUCAGAACAACAAGGGGGUGAAAGGGAAUGCCAGAUCCUUGUCCAAAACCAGCCCGCAGAAGCCUGGGGGGGGGGAGCAGUCCCUGCCUCUCUGUGAGGGGCUGUCGCUUGGUGGGCGGAGCCCAGAGGCUUUUCACCCAAGCACAGAUCUCGUGUUGGGUCCAUGGUCAAAGGAGCGAGACUGAUACAAAGCAAAGGUCAAGCAAAGCUUUAUUUCGCGCCAAGCAUCAAGAAUCAAACUGACCGGCCCGGGCCGUCUCUUGCUAGAGGCGACCCCUCCCAGCCUCACAGACUAACUGUUAUAGAGCGAAGGCCCUGUGGUUGAGCCUGGCCACACACAGGUGGCCAGAUGAAUUCACCCUAUAGUAGUUAUUUGACUCAGCCUAUGACCUUGGCUAGAAUUGGCGCCUUUGUCUGGCGACUAAAAGGCGGGGCUCCCACUUCUUGGCGGGUAAUACGUGCGCUUUCACGUCCUUGGAUCUGGGCUCCGUUAUCUCUGCUCAGCCUGACAUGUCCUGGUAUCUGCGCUCCGUUAUUGGGGCUAUUUGGCCGUAUUUUACCAGCCAGCCAUAUUUCAUCGGUUCUGUUUCUAAGCGCUUUGCUCUUGGGGGAAGGGGCAGGUUCAAUCUAAGUUUAUUGCAUAAACAAUAAAAUGGCUCGCUCUGGCUAAGCAGGCCCUUACACUCAGGGGCUUAGACCCUGACGCGGGAGGUCAAGCCCUCCGGUGCCCUCCUGCUGAGGGCUUCUGGCUGUCUUGGGGAGUGCGGAUCUGCCUAUUAGAUGGCAGGUGUUGGCUCACCUGAGCUGUCCCCAAAGCUGGGCUGAGGACAGGGGCAGUGAGGUUCCCGGGGGUCCCCUCCCCAGCCCCCAAGUCCAUGAGCUAUAGCUCCCAAGAUGCAGACAGGAGGAAGUCGAGUGCUCUCGAUCCAAUGGGGCCCGGCCUUUGGGGCUGGGGGCCAUCACGUGCCUUGCAGCCCCUCAGUCCCCAGGGGCAGAGACAGGAGAAGCUGUCAGAGCCAGGAAGUGCGCGUGCAAACCUCACUGGCUUCUGGCGUCACCCUGACCCCCACCCCCCGCCGCUUGCCGCCUGCCCUGCCCUCUGCAAUAGAGGGGGUGGCGGUCAUGCCCAGUGUUGCUGUGGUGUUAUGGAGCCAUGGCCGCGGUGCGCCGGCCUUAGGGCAGGAGAAGGGGGAGCAACCAGGCCGGGGGCCGAGGGCCGAGGGACUGCCACACUCCCCUCCCCCAGAACUGCCCAGCCUGGGGCCGCCUCCACUCUCCGGGUGGGAGAAAGGUGUUCUCAAGAGGAGGGCGAGCCCUGGGCUGGAGAAGCACUUCUCCUCCUCCAACCACCUUCUGACUGGCAGCACCCCCCUCAGGGACAGGUCCCCGGCUCGCUGACCUGUCCCCACCUCUGCACUGACCUUGGCGACAUGCUGAGACCCAGCUUGGUGUUCUGUCUCAUCUGAAUCAACGGUGACGUGUGAUUUUUAUUUCUGCCCCGGGGGUCAGGAAGAGUCUUCUGGAAGGUUUUGCCUUGGACAUUCAUAAUCAAGCUCAGAGGCCUUGCCCUGCCCUUCUGUCCCUGCCCCCAACCACUGCAGCGUCCAGCCUGUGUUGAACAGAUUGUAGUGUUUUGUCUCAUUACAAAUAAACAGACUUUAAUUGGU
This is a messenger RNA of Lutra lutra (Eurasian river otter), 3467 nucleotides long. RefSeq names its product N-alpha-acetyltransferase 60, NatF catalytic subunit (gene NAA60). NCBI's taxonomy places the organism in Eukaryota, Metazoa, Chordata, Mammalia, Carnivora, Mustelidae. Gene Ontology annotation, biological process: N-terminal peptidyl-methionine acetylation. The record is from RefSeq and is a predicted model, not a curated record. Gene Ontology annotation, cellular component: Golgi membrane. The transcript has 7 exons. Bases 145 to 873 code for a protein of 242 amino acids. Gene Ontology annotation, molecular function: histone acetyltransferase activity; protein-N-terminal amino-acid acetyltransferase activity.